Molecule: messenger RNA, 5064 nt
Organism: Hippocampus zosterae (dwarf seahorse)
Lineage: Eukaryota; Metazoa; Chordata; Actinopteri; Syngnathiformes; Syngnathidae
Product: vacuolar protein sorting-associated protein 37D-like
Biological process (GO): protein targeting to membrane; ubiquitin-dependent protein catabolic process via the multivesicular body sorting pathway; protein targeting to vacuole
Cellular component (GO): ESCRT I complex
Source: RefSeq, a predicted model, not a curated record
UCCGUUGCAUCUCCCAGAGACAACAAAUACCGUGAGCAGGACCAGACUAUUCCACCCUUGCCCCCUCGCACCCAGUUCGGGUCGGAAGAGGGCCAGAGCUAUGAGAACAUUGCAGAGGUUCCCAACCAAAGACAAGAAACGCUGUCCCAUGAACUACGUGGCCAUCAGGAGAACAAGGGCAACCUUCCUGAACAUAUGCCGGUCCAGGACCAGAACCUCGUCAAUCUGCAUGACCAAGAUCAGAACCUCGGCAGACUCCAUAACCAAGAUUGGCACCUCAACAAUUGCCACAGCCGAGAUCGGAACCGGAAAGACCUCCAAAACCAAGGUCAGAACUUGACCAACUUCCAUAAACUCCAUCAGAAGACCGCACCCCCCGACACGCGUGAUUGCACCCUGACCCAUGUCCACAUCCAAGAUCACUACCUGAGCAAUCUCUUUAGCCAAGAUCAGAAUCUAGGCACGUACCAAAACCAAGAUCAGAACUCGGCCCACACCCAGGAUCUCCAUCACCGAGAUCAGAACCUGAUCUGCCUUUACAACAAUGAGCAGAUCCCCGAUGAGCAGCCAGACUACGUGGAGGUAGAGGAUCAAGACCAAGAAGCGUUCCCUCUGGUUCCAUGGUGCGAGGAGGUGCUGGAGCUGGCGGAAGACACGGUAGAGGAAUAUGACGACGUCGAAGACGAAAACCAAGAUGAGAAGGACUACGAUGAUAUCGGUUGAGUCUCCAUUUUGGUCAGGGGCCAACGCUAUGAAGAAGAAACUGCCAUACGGUGGUACUGCAAAUUCUAACCAUUUUUUCUUCAUUUGACGGCCACCUGUUAUGUGUUCCAUUGAGGUAUUGACUCAAGAUAAGGUGUUUAUUUCUUCAAGGAUGAGAAUAUGCAACCUUUUUACUUUCCGGAUUUGGAUUUGACACCUCCGGUUCGUGGUAUUUCCAUCCAUUUCACCGGGAAAGGAUGAUUUGAGGCAUUGAGUGUUUUGAGUUACGAAUUGUACUCACAAGUUAAGGCACCAUUGAACUUCUGUCUAGGUGCAAAGACAAAAAAACUUGAAAAAAAUGGGUUUAAAUCUCAAAUAAGUGUUAUCUGUGAAAAACGGGGAUUGCCACCCAGAGACGACACCACCAACAACAACAAAAAAACAUUUCAAAAUUACAAGACUUUUAAAAUCCAUGAAUACGUGAAUCCAAGUACGCGAGGUUCCAUUGUACCUUCUGCGUACUUUCGUCACCUCGAAGCAAAGUUGAGCUUUUAUUUUCCGAGUCGCACAUCCGCCAUGUUGUCUUACUUUGGCGGGAGCUAACAAGAAGUGGCCCACUUUGAGGUACACACCCGCGAGCCUUAGCGCGUUCGUCGCGUCGACUUCGCACUGCAACGUGAGCCGCCAGCCGCAGCAGCGAGAUGUGAGCCGGCCGCGCGAAGGACUUUUUGCCUUCCCCAAACUGUUCUUUUGUCCAUUUUGAAGGACGUUACAAACUCCCCGCGAUGGACCCCGCCGCUUGCCCCGACGGCUACCGGGCUCUGAGCACCGGCGAGCUGAGGGAGCUUUUACAGAGCGACGACAAAAUGGAGCAAAUCAUUGGACUCAAUGAGAAGUUUCAGGAGCUUCAAAUAGACAGGGAGAUGAUGAUGGCGUCCAAUCGCAGCCUGGCCGACGACAGCCUGGCCCGGCGGCCGUGCCUUAAUAACGGCAGACUCCAGUUGGCCGAAAAAUACCGGGAGCUGUCCAACGUGGCAACCACGUGCUGGGAAAAACAGAGUCAGCUUGGAGCCCGAGUCCAGAAGCCCAGCCUGCAGAGCGCCCAGAACCUCCUGCAAGAAGAGGUGGCACGCGCCGAGGAGAACUCGGAGGAGCUGCUGGACACCUUCAUGGAGGGGAACAUGAGCCUGGAGGACUUUUUGGACUCCUUCCAGCGCUCCAGGACGACUUACCACGUGCGGCGAGCGCAGGCGGAGAAAAUGCAGGACUUGAUCAAGAAGCGGCCCGGCGCGUCCUCGCCGCCGCCCGCUUUGCCGGGCAGCGUCCCGGAGGAGGUGAAGGCGGGCGCGGCGGAAGCGGCGCGGCCCAACGGCUACGUGGCGCAGGGACCUCUGCGGGUUUUCCAGGUACGCUACGGCCUGACGCCGGCCAUCCUGCUGCCGCGCUACCCGCUUGCUCCCGUUUCCCCCGCCGCCCCAACGCAGCCGCGGCACGCCAGGACUCCCCCGCCCCACCCCCACGCGCCGGGCCCCGGCGGCCCCCCCCAGCCGGUGGGGCUCAGGGUGAUCGGACAGCUGCCCGGGGGCUGGCCGCCCGGCGGGCGCCCGCUACGACUGCAGCAGCUCUACAGGCCCAACCCGCAACAGCCCCAGCCGCCCCUCCGAUAGGCAGGCGCCGGCGAGAAGGCGGGGCCAAAGCUUCUCGCACAGCUUGUCCCAGGAACGGGGAUCCUUCCGAAGACGGCGCGCCAUCCGUCCCGUGAUGGCGCCGCGCUUUUACCCGGCGGGAUGGGACGGGCGCCGGAUCCGACCGGCUUGGACUCUGUUUUGGGGGCCAAAACGGCUUGAUUGAAGACUCGAAACCAUCUGCAGAUGCGACCAGAGGUGGGUGGAGAGGCCAGCGAUUGUACUCAGAGUAAGAGUGCCCUUACUUUCCAAUACUAUGACCUCAAAGUAGGCCUCCAAAUAGUCACUUCCAUAUUCAGUCGGAUAUCGGGGGGGGGGGGGGGUGCUCUCGCGGUGAACGUGGCUGCCGGGGGUUUGAAGCUCCGUUUGUCUCCAAUUUUCUCAAAAGACCACAAAUUGUUCCUUGACGGGAACGUGAAUGCCUUGAAUGGACUGGUGACCCAUCCAGGGUUGCGUGUGCGAGCUCAGCUGGGGACGAAAAUUCUCAAGGUGUUGUCGCGGAAUCCAUAUAUACCCCCCCCCCCCCCUCCUCUUUUUUUAUUUAUUGGUGUGAAUCCUCUUUUGAAUGUUUGCCUUCAAAGAGCUGCCGCACAUUUGCAAGAUUUCUCCUCAACACAUCGCGGGAGGCGACGCCAUCCUCGCUUUGGGGGGGGGAGGGGGGGUUAGAAUCAUUGUCUCUGAAUUAAUCCGCCCGCUAUUCCCACCAGCGAGCGAUCAGACCACGUUUAUGCCGCUUUGACAAACUCCUACAUGAGAAGAAGUGCCUUUCGGCCAGCGGUGCCCAGUCGCAUCCAUCGGCGCUCUCGUUGCGAGUGGUCGGUCGCCUUUGAAUGAGAUUCCCUCGGGAGCCAACGCCGACUCUGCAGGAAGAUUUCCGCGUCUUGUUUUCGAGCCUCUUGAAAAUGCCCUCCGAGAUGAGUCACGAAAAGCGCGACCUAGAUACUCGCGCGGCGGCGUCUCGCUGCUAUUGUCUCACUCACAUCUGCUCAAGAUGAACACAUUUGAAGAAGUCAAAUGAAAAUGCCGCAAUGUAGCACCACCUACUGGCCAGAGGGGACUUCAUGCAAAAACGCUUUUGCGUUGAGUAUCGGUGGCCUCGGCCUCAUGUCGAUACCUGCUAGCGGUAUUUGCCCAUCCCUAAAAAGAAAAGAGUCAAAUGUACCCUUUUCUGUUUCUACCGCAACCCCUCGCUCCUUUUUGAAAGAAUGUGACCUUUGACCUUUCCUGAUCGUUUGGCGUUUUUUAAUUUUGUAUUUAUUUUUUCCCUGUGACGCGUUUCCUGGGCACUGGUGGCUGGACGUGCACUUUCAUGUCCACUCAGGAAAGGAAAAUGCUCCAUUUUGGCUCAACAAAUGGAUCCCCCCCCCCCCCACCCCCCCAGAAAUAUAUUUAUAUGUAUGACCCCACUUGUCUGUCUACAGUAUUUGUCAUUGUGUGAGGCUCCAACAAACCAAGCUUAUGUGACAACGUUUCCCCCCAGCAGCCUUUUCAAAGGUUUUGGCUCCCACCAGAAUGCGAACGUUUGAGUUCGCGAGCGUAAGCUGCAUGUCAAGUCGACCUUGAUGGGUUCUCCGGAGCCAACGGCACGGCACGGCCGUGUCCCUUCAUAUCAUGAGGACCGGGCUCAUGUUAGCGUCGAGGCGACCAAGCGAUGAGGAAAGAAAUUCCAAAGCGACACAGAGUCCCAAUUUGUUGGCUUUCUUUCAGCAGAAAUGGUGGGAAAUUCCCGAGACAACAAUCCAGUAAAAGUAGUCGCUCUCGAGAGACAACCCGAACAGGAUUGGACACACUGUGUGCUAAUGCUAGCUAGCUGUUCGUCUGCGCAUCUAAUUUGCUUUUCAUUUGAAACGUGCGCCGCACAAAAAUUGCAGAUAUGUAAAUUCAUAUUGGAAUAUACGCCUUUUAAAAUCUUGAUUCAAUACAAUUGCUGACGCUGUGCAUUAUAAAAAAACUAAUAAUUAUUUUGAAUGAAAAUGUCGCAUAAAAAAAUCAAUGGAAACGGGAAUUGACCUAAUUCCACGCUUUCAUGAGCCGUUAGCAUUAGCAACUGUUUUUUGGGGGGGGUUCAAAAUGGAGAAAACCCAUUUUUUAUUUGACAAUUUGGGGGUGGGGGUAAAAAUAGACUAGAAAUGGAUUUGAAUGAUUAUAAAACAUUGUAUUAUAUUAAAUAUUUGUUAAAACCUUUUUUUUAAAUGUACAUGAUUUCAUGUCUUAAUAUAUGAUGGUUGAAAAAAAAUACAGUAUAUAGCGCAAAUGAAGAACACCAAAAAGUGUUGAAGACAUUUUUUGUUUAAUAUGUGGAAGACGGAUGUCUCAGUUUUAAAAGUUUUUUUUUUUGUAGGUUCAAAUGAAACGGCAGACGUUUUUGGUGACUUCUCAGGCUAUCGUAACAAAAAGCCAAAGAAAAUGCAAAACACGUGUGGCGUUGUCUCUGGGUUUGCAAUUCCAAUGAAGGCUGCCGGGGGAAAAAGUUGGCGCGUAUGCUUGGCUCCAAAUGUCCAGUAUGUACAAUGCGUUAAAAAAAAAAAAAAAAAUCAUCCAAAUUGAUUGCGCUGACUUCCUGUGGCUCCCGGCUGCUGACAUUCAAGUGACCUUACAGAAAACAUUUGCAGGUGACGUCAUUUCCAUCUGGGACUUGUCAAUAAAGCACAUAUGUGACACAUUUGUUCGUGCAAAA